Molecule: messenger RNA, 4310 nt
Organism: Neoarius graeffei (lesser salmon catfish)
Lineage: Eukaryota; Metazoa; Chordata; Actinopteri; Siluriformes; Ariidae
Gene: nup160
Product: nucleoporin 160
Exons: 36
Coding region: 10-4224 (1404 amino acids)
Cellular component (GO): nuclear pore
Molecular function (GO): structural constituent of nuclear pore
Source: RefSeq, a predicted model, not a curated record
GCGCGGAAAAUGGCGGCUGCCUUAGAAAGGAGCUUUAUAGAGAUCUGCGGGUUUGAAAGGGAGACAGUUUCUCGGUUUCGGGAUCUCACCAUUAAUCUGGAAAAUAGGGAAAUGAGCCCUUUGAGAGGUGUGAGUACGUUCCCUGGUGGCGGGAGGCUCGCGGACAGUGCUGGGGCAUUCUCUUAUGAGGAGAGCGGAAAACUGCUGUCUCUCACCAGCAACAGGUUCAUCCACUGGUCCACAUCAGGAGACACGGUUCAGCUGGUGGAACAGUCUCUGGACGCGAACCUUUUGAACAACUCUCUCCGUCUGAAGAUCCUAAACUGCAGUGUGCUUCCUGGAGGCGUUCACAUCCAUGAGACGCUCAACAAUGUCAUCGUCCUCAUCGUCACCAACCAAUCAGUGCACAGGAUGGUGCUACCCCACCCCACACGCAUGUACCGCAGCGAGCUGGUGGCUGAGCUGCAGAUGCAGAGUGUGUUCACCGACGUGGGGAAGGUGUGUGUUCAGGACGCUGUUCACUCCUUCACUCUGUCGUUCACACAGAACCUGGUCACAUCAUCUGCCUGGCUGAACACACACGGCCAUGCCCAUUUUGCUUUGGCCACUCCUGCUGGUGGCAUCACCAUAGUUACCUUACCUCCUCAUGAUGAGCAGGGUUCAUUGUCAGUGAUGGAGUUAAAGCAGAGCUCAGUGAUGCAGAGAUUAGCAGGCUGGGUCCCCAGUGCCAUCAGAGGGGACCAAAGCCCGUGUGACCUGGCAGUCAGUUUAGCCGUGUGGCCGAUGGAGGACGACACCUUCAUCUUUGCUCUGUGUCAGGAUCAUAAACUGCGUGUGUGGUCAUAUAAGGAGCAGCAGUGCGUGUUGGUGGCAGAUAUGUUGGACUAUGUCCCUGCGGGUCGGGCGGAGCUGAAGAACAGCGCGGGCGUCUCUCACCGUCUGCGUGUGUGUGUGUCCGGCUCUGCAGGUGUGUGUGUGUGUGUUUACAUCGCUGCUCUGCACCACAGUCAGUUCUCUGUCCUGCAGCUUGUGUCCAGUAACAACACACGAUACAGCCUGGAGCACAUCUCUACUAUCUACAGCACACAGGAGACUCUGGUGGACUUUGUUCUAACCUCCACUGAUAUUUGGGGUCUGUGGGUGGAUGAUGAUAACCAGACCAUGGUGAAGUACAUCAACUUUGAGCAUAAUGCAGCAGGCAUGUGGAACCAGGUGUUUGUGCAGCCUGCCCCAGAGGAGGAAGUUCACAUUGGGUCUGAGCAGGACCCCAGAGAGACGUAUUUGGACGUUCUGUUUUCUCCUCUGCGCUUCACUGCUGUUGCCAUCGUAAAGGCUCUACAGAUAUACAAACGUGGCACGGAGCGAUUCCUCGACUUAACUUGGGAGACACUGAAGAAAGAAGUCAGUCUGGCUGUAGAGAAUGAGCUCCAGAGCAGUGUGACAGAGUUUGAGUUCUCUCAGGAGGAUUACCGCAUGCUGCAGGUGGAGUUUUGGUCCAAGUUCUACGCCUGCUGUCUGCAGUACCAGGAAGCUCUGUCCACCCCUCUCGCCCUGCACGUGGACCAGGCCACAGCUAUGGUCUGCCUGCUCAAGAAGGGCUUUGUGUCGUUCCUGUUGCCCUGCUUUGCCGUGGAUCACCUGUACCUGUGCUCUGAUGAGUACCUGUUCUCCGAGGAGGAAACACCUGUUGCUGAUGAACCGGAGCUGAGUGGGGAUGUCCAGCAGCUGGUGCAGUGUUUGCGGUUGGUGAGUGAGUGUUUGCAGGGGGAGAUGGUGUGUGUGAUGGACAGAGCAGUGGAAAUGCUGAUGUCUCCAGAGAAAGCUGCAGAACAAGUGCUGGAGAACCUGCUGGCUAAUGAUAAUGAUAAUUUGAUUUCUGACAUCACCAACAAGCUGCAGGAUGUACGAAACCCUUUGGCUGCGAUGAGCGCCCUGCUCCGAGAGCUUGACCUGGAGGCAGAGUUAGACGCGCCCGACACAGCACCAUCACGCCAGUCUCUGAGCGUGCGUCUCAGUCUGUCUCAGCUGUACAGCAGCAGUAUAGCUGUGAGCGUUGUGUGUCAGGCGGUGUGUCACAUGACCAUGACUCGAGCACUGAUCUGCAGAGACCUGCUCAUCCUGCAACACCUGUACCUGCAUCUCGGAGACAGUGUGCUCCUGGCAGGCAGUGCUCAGUGUCUACAGUUGCAACAGGAUCUGAUCCCACGCUGUUCACACCUGCUGUGCUGUUAUCACCUGCUCAAACAACUCAGCCAGACCCUUGCCUCACCUGUACCACUCGACACACUAGAUGCUAACCUGCAGCACCUGUCUGUAUUGAAGCUGUCUGAUUCCACAGCAGUCAUGGCUAACAGAUCAGUGUUGAGUCCUCAGACGGUGGUGGAGCUGUUCUAUCAGAAUGUGGCUCAUAAAUCCAUUGUGCCGCAGCUGUUUGGCCAGAGGGAGGCACCAGAGAGUCACAUCACCAGCCUUCACUGGAACCAGCUCAUCUCCAGUGUGGUGCACCUACUGACUCAGUUAUUGUGGCCCAGUAACCCCAACUUCCUGUUCCCUGAGUGCAUGAUGGGAAACUGCCAGUACACACAGCUCCAGGAGUAUGUGCGUCUGAUUGGGCCGUGGUGCCAGGCUAACGUGGGGUCGUGUCGGUUUGUCCUGGGUCAGGCGUACUUGGCCUGUGGUGAAGGACAGAAGGCGCUGCAGUGUUUCCAGGAGGCAGCACCAGAGGUGGAGAAGGAGGAGUUUCUGAUGAGAUUGACAGGCUCGGAGGAGGACGAGGCAGGGACGACAGCACCACGAUUACUCUAUUACAACAAGGUCCUAAGACUCCUGGAGGAUGUUGGGUUGCCAGAUCUUGUGAUUCAGCUGGCCACGCUUGCUGUGUCUGAAGCUGUGAAUGACCAGCGCAGUCAGGCAGCUCUGUGGACACGUAUUUUUAAACACCAUCUGGAUCUUGGACACAAUAGGGAAGCGUAUGAAGCUCUGACCCAGAAUCCUGAUCCCAGCAGGCAGUUGGACUGUCUCCGGCAGCUGGUGGUGGUCCUGUGCGAGCGCGCUCAACUACAAGAUCUCAUCCAGUUCCCUUACAUCAACCUGCAUGAGGAGGUGGUGGCGAUUAUCGAGUCUCGUGCCCGUGCUGUUGAUCUGAUGACCCAUAAUUACUACGAGCUGCUCUACGCCUUCCACAUUAACCGCCACAACUACAGGAAAGCCGGUACAGUGAUGUUUGAGUACGGGAUGCGUCUGGGUCGUGAGGUUCGGACUCUGAGGGGUCUGCAGAAGCAGGUGAACUGUUACCUGUCUGCUCUGAACUGUCUGCGUCUGAUCCGGCCGGAAUACGCCUGGAUCAUCCAGCCUUCAUCUGGACCUGCUUGUGAGAGGCCGGGCACGUCACCAAAGCGCAGUCAUGAUGGAGAUUUGGCUCCGCCUCCAGUGAGUCGUCAGAUAGAAAUCCUGGAGCUGAAGGAUCUGGAAAAGGAGUACGUUCUCGCACGAUGUCGUCUCACACUUGCGCAGCAGGACCCAUCUUCGGCUGCUAUAGCAGGCAGUGCGUCGGCGGUGGAGAUGGUGUCUCUGUUGGUGCAGGCCGGACUGUUCGACACGGCGUUGUUAUUGUGCGAGACAUUUAAACUCCCUCUCACUCCUGUCUUCGAGGGACUCACAUUUAAGUGCAUUAAGCUGCAGUACGGAUCAGAGCAGAGCCAGAACGAGGCAUGGAACUGGUUAUCAGCCAAUCAGCUGCCCAAUCUCAUCACCACUAAAGAGUCCAGUGCAACAGAUGAAGCGUGGAGACUUUUGGCCUCUUACCUGGAGAAGCAUCAAUCCCAGAAUGCUCAGCAUCAUCGGUGUGUCAUUAACAGGCUGCUGUCGCAUGGUGUACCUGUUCCUGAUUGGCUGCUUAAUGCAUACAAGGAAGUGGAUGCUGCGUCCCUGCUGCGUCUGUACUUGAACUAUGACCUGCUGGAUCCAGCCACUGAACUCGUGAUGGAAUACGUGGAUGCUCUGCUGGGGAAAGGGCAUCAAUAUUUUGGAAUAGAGAUGCCGCUCAGUGCGACAGCGCCUCUCGUCUGGCUGCCCUACACAUCCAUCGACCAGCUGCUGCACAACCUGAGAGAAAGUCAGACUCCGAGCAACUCACAGGUCUAUGAGAAGCUGCGGAUGAAGCUGGCAGAGUAUCACAGACAGGUGGAUCGCAGCGGUAAACACCGACUACAGGUUCCAGCCUGAACACACACACCCACACAACGGACUGUUUCUCUCUCCACCGCUUUGUAAAAUUUUAUAUGCAAUUAAAAUGUUGGGUUUUGUAUGGA